AUGAGUAACAGUCCCACCAAUGAUGGGAUGCUGCUGAAGCAUGCAUGUUUGAAUUUCUUAAUGAUGAUAAAAGAGCAAAUUUUCAUCAGGCGCAGCUGGCCCUCCUUCCGAGCCCUGCACCUGCACCGCUACGUGGUGGCCCGCGUCAUCUGGGCGGACAUGCUCUCCAUCGCCGUGACCUACUUCAUCACGCUGUGCCUGUUCCCGGGUCUCGAGUUCGAGAUCCGCCACUGCAUCUUGGGCGAGUGGCUGCCCAUCCUCCUAAUGGCCGUGUUCAACCUCUCCGACUUCGUGGGCAAGAUCCUGGCGGCGCUGCCCAUGGACUGGCGGGGCACCCACCUGCUGGCCUGCUCCUGCCUCCGCGUGGUCUUCAUCCCCCUCUUCAUCCUGUGCGUCUACCCCAGCGGCACACCUGCCCUCCGCCACCCGGCCUGGCCCUGCGUCCUCUCCCUCCUCAUGGGCAUCAGCAAUGGCUACUUCGGCAGCGUGGCCAUGAUCCUGGCGGCGGGCAAAGUGGGCCCCAAGCAGCGGGAGCUGGCGGGGAACACCAUGACCGUGUCCUACAUGACGGGGCUGACCCUGGGCUCGGCCGUGGCCUACUGCACCUACAGCCUCACGUGGGACGCCUACCGGAGCUGCCUGCGCCCCUCGGCCACCAACGCCUCUUUCCCCUCCGGCCUCUGA
Molecule: messenger RNA, 684 nt
Organism: Dama dama (fallow deer)
Lineage: Eukaryota; Metazoa; Chordata; Mammalia; Artiodactyla; Cervidae
Product: equilibrative nucleoside transporter 4-like
Exons: 2
Coding region: 1-684 (227 amino acids)
Biological process (GO): nucleoside transmembrane transport
Cellular component (GO): plasma membrane
Molecular function (GO): monoamine transmembrane transporter activity; nucleoside transmembrane transporter activity
Source: RefSeq, a predicted model, not a curated record